Vanderwaltozyma polyspora DSM 70294 is the source of this 717-nucleotide messenger RNA. It is a transcript of the gene RRF1, whose product is annotated as Rrf1p. The coding region runs from base 1 to 717 and encodes 238 amino acids. Gene Ontology annotation, molecular function: ribosomal large subunit binding. Gene Ontology annotation, cellular component: mitochondrion. The record is from RefSeq and is a predicted model, not a curated record. NCBI's taxonomy places the organism in Eukaryota, Fungi, Ascomycota, Saccharomycetes, Saccharomycetales, Saccharomycetaceae. The transcript has a single exon. Gene Ontology annotation, biological process: translation.
AUGUUGGCUACAAAUUAUAGAAGUUUGAUAUUGGUGAAACGCCAAUUCUCUAUAACCAGUUCAUUAUUAAAGAAGAAUUCCUCAUCACGUAAAGGUUCACAUGAUAAAGGCAAUUCUAAAAAUGGUGCCGGUCAAGUUGAUGAAGAAGUAGAGAUAAUUGAUGUCAAAGGUUAUAUUGCUGAUGCUACUAAAUUGUUUGAUGAAAGUUUAGAAUUGCAUAAUAAAAAAUUGAAUGAAAUUAAACAAGGUAGAGCUAAUCCGAAGAUAUUUGAUGGAUUGAAGCUUCAUAAUGGUGCUAGUUUUAAAGACGUUGCUCAUACAUCUCUCAGGGGUAAGAACUCUUUAUUAAUAACAGUCUAUGAUCCUAAAGAUGCCAAAAAUGUUAUUAGUGCAAUAAUGGGUGCUGGAUUGAAUUUGAACCCUGAAAAAGAUCCUAAUAACAGUCAACUUUUAAAGGUUUUAUUACCUCCACCAACAACUGAAUCACGUAUGAAUUUAGUUAAGGAACUUAAGAUUGUCUUUGAAUCUUUUAAGAGUUCUUCUAUGAGAAAUUCAUUGGCAUCUGUAAGAGCUGAUAUUUUAAAAGAGAUGAAGAAACUUGAUAAAAAAGAUGAUUCAGUUCGAAAAGCAAUGCAAGAUCUUGAGAAAUUGCAUAAAGACUAUGCCAAGAAAUUGCAAGAUCAACUAAAACAGGCAGAAAAAACCUUGAUGAGUUGA